Messenger RNA from Rotaria socialis, 531 nucleotides. NCBI's taxonomy places the organism in Eukaryota, Metazoa, Rotifera, Eurotatoria, Philodinida, Philodinidae. The record is from the annotation of a GenBank genome assembly.
AUGACACAAGCCGUUGCUGCUAGAGCAUCUGCCCAUCAACCAUAUCUUGAUGCUGUUCGUGCAACACUGCAAGCUUCUUUUUGUAUUGAAAAUUUCGAAUCACAAGUUGUUGAACGACACAAUAAGCCUGAAGUCGAAGUCAAAACAUCGAAACAAUUAUUACUGAAUCCUGUUGUCAUUAGUCGUAAUCAAAAUGAACAAAUUCUAAUUGAAGGCUCUAUUAACUCCGUACGAAUAAGUGUAGCUGUGAAACAAGCUGAUGAUCUAGAAAAAAUUCUCUGCAAACGUUUAAUGCGUUUUAUGAUGCAACGUGCCGAUGAUUUUUAUAUACUUCGUCGAAAACCUGUCAAUGGUUAUGAUAUUAGUUUUUUGGUAACAAAUUUUCAUGCUGAAAAUAUGUAUAAACAUCGUUUGGUUGAUUUCAUUAUUUAUUUUCUUGAAGAAAUCGAUAAAGAAAUCAGUAAAAUGAAAUUAGAUGUUAGCUCACGUGCGCGAAUGUGUGCUGAUGAAUUCUUUAAAAAAUUUAACUAA